Trichomycterus rosablanca is the source of this 3272-nucleotide messenger RNA. RefSeq names its product zinc finger protein 11-like. The record is from RefSeq and is a predicted model, not a curated record. The coding region runs from base 1 to 3249 and encodes 1082 amino acids. Lineage: Eukaryota; Metazoa; Chordata; Actinopteri; Siluriformes; Trichomycteridae. Gene Ontology annotation, molecular function: RNA polymerase II cis-regulatory region sequence-specific DNA binding; DNA-binding transcription factor activity. The transcript has 7 exons. Gene Ontology annotation, biological process: regulation of transcription by RNA polymerase II.
AUGGAAUCGAUCAUGGAGAAACUGACGGAUUUGCGAAAUGAGUCGAAUCAGAGACGGAUUAAUUCAGAGAGGUCUGAUGAAGACACUAAAAAUCUUAUCUGGUGGAGAGUGGCCAACCAGGCUCUCUUCACCGGAAAACAGAAAGCAGCGGUUCAAGGGUUUGAAGCCUUUGUGUUGGAGAACCAAAUGCAGGGGACAGUGACUCCCACUUAUGUGAAGAAGAAGUGGGAGAACCUCAAACAAAAAUACAAAGAACUUAAGUGUCCACCUACUGGGGUAAGUACAGAGGGUGGUGAAGCAACAGCAGCAUCCUGGAAAUGGUAUGCGGAUAUGGAUGAGGCAAUAGGUAGGAGACCAUCAAUUAGCCCACCGACCCUUAUUUCCUCAUCUGGCCAGGAUGCUGCUGAAGCUUCACCAUCCUCAAGAAGCAUGGAAACCCCAGCCAAAAAGAGACGAGGGGAGAAAGAUUUAGUUGCGUAUCUGAGGGAGAUGGAAGAAAGGGAAAAUGAGAGGGAGAUAGAAGCAGCAGAGAACGAGGAGAGAAGAUGGAGAGAGGCUGAGGAGAGGGAGGAAAGAAUAGAAAGGGAAAGAAUAGAACGAGAGGAGAAGAGAGAGCAAGAGGCGCACCAGAUAGAGGAAAAGCGAGAUGAUACAGAGGUUGUGGAGCACCGCACCGCAUGCAACAACCUCCGGGGCGAAGACAGGGCUCACCUCAAGGGCUUUAAAGAAAAUGGAACGCCAUCUGGUCUUCAUCAUUCCAAAAGCUCUUUCCACCACAUUCCUGGCCUUGGACAGUUUGCUGUUAAAACGAGCCUGUACAGGGUUCUGCACAGGCUCUCGAUAGGGGGUCAGGAGCCGGAUGGUUGUAUUAAUGCAGGGAUAACCCCCAUCCCCAAGAAUACCCAAAAUCAGCUCCACAAUCACAUCAAGAGCUGCAACCAUGAUAAAUAUGAGACUCUGGUGAAGAUUAAGACUGAACAUGAGGAUCUGACGCCCACCAGAAGCUCCAGUAAUCAGCAAACGUCCUCUGGUACUGUCAGCAUUAACACCUCUCUCAGUCCCACACAGGAAGAAGGAAACGUCUGCUCACAGUGUGGGAAGAGCUUCAGGUGCCUGAGUGCUCUUAAAAUACACCAGCGCAUUCACACUGGAAAGAAACCGUAUCAGUGCUCCCAGUGUGGGAAGAGUUUUAUUACACAGAGUAAACUCAAAAUCCACCAGUGCAUUCACACUGGAAAGAAACCAUAUCAGUGUUCACAGUGUGGGAAGAGUUUUAAUCAACAGGGUAAUCUCAGAAUACACCAGCGCAUUCACACUGGAGAGAAACCUUAUCAGUGCUCACAGUGUGGAAAGAGUUUUAAUACAAAGAGUGUGCUUAAAAUACACCAGCGCGUUCACACUGGAGAGAAACCGUAUCAGUGCUCACAGUGUGGAAAUAGUUUUAAUACACAGAGUGCUCUGAAAAGACACCAGCACAUUCACACUGGAGAGAAACCAUAUCAGUGCUCACAGUGUGGAAAGGGUUUUAAUACACAGAGUGCUCUCAAAACACACAAGCACAUUCACAGUGGAGAGAAACCGUAUCAGUGCUCACAGUGUGGAAAGGGUUUUAAUCAACAGAGUAAUCUCAAAAAACACCAGCGCAUUCACACUGGAGAGAAACCAUAUCAGUGCUCACAGUGUGAAAAGAGUUUUAAUACAAAGAGUGAGCUCAAAAUACACCAGUGCAUUCACAGUGGAGAGAAACCAUAUCAGUGCUCACAGUGUGGAAAGAGUUUUAAUGUACAGAGUCAUCUGAAAAGACACCAGCGCAUUCACACUGGAGAGAAACCAUAUCAGUGCUCACAGUGUGGAAAGAGUUUUCAUGGACAGAGUGAUCUGAAAAGACACCAGCGCAUUCACACUGAAGAGAAACCAUAUCAGUGCUCACAGUGUGGAAAGAGUUUUAAUACAAAGAGUGAGUUUAAAAUACACCAGCGCAUUCACAGUGGAGAUAAACCAUAUCAGUGCUCACAGUGUGGAAAGAGUUUUAUUACACAGAGUAAACUCAAAAUACACCAGCAGAUUCACACUGGAGAUAAACCAUAUCAGUGCUUACAGUGUGGAAAGAGUUUUAAUCAACAGAGUUAUCUCAAAAAACACAAGCGCAUUCACACUGGAGAGAAACCAUAUCAGUGCUCACAGUGUGGAAAGAGUUUUAAUACAAAGAGUGAGCUUAAAAUACACUUGCGCAUUCACACUGGAGAGAAACCAUAUCAGUGCUCACAGUGUGGAAAGAGUUUUAAUAAACAAAGUAAUCUCAAACAACACCAGCGCAUUCACAUUGGAGAGAAACCGUAUCAGUGCUCACAGUGUGGAAAGAGUUUUAAUAGACAGAGUGCUCUCAAAAAACACCAGCGCAUUCACACUGGAGAGAAACCGUAUCAGUGCUCACAGUGUGAGAAAAGCUUCAAGUGCCUGAGUGCUCUCAAGAUACACCAGCGCAUUCACACUGGAGAGAAACCGCAUCAGUGCUCACAGUGUGGAAAGAGUUUUAUUACACAGAGUAAACUCAAGAUACACCAGCACAUUCACACUGGAGAGAAACCAUAUCAGUGCUCACAGUGUGGAAAGAGUUUUAAUCAACAGAGUUAUCUCAAAAAACACAAGCGCAUUCACACUGGAGAGAAACCAUAUCAGUGCUUACAGUGUGGAAAGAGUUUUAAUACAAAGAGUAAGCUUAAAAUACACCAGUACAUUCACACUGGAGAGAAACCAUAUCAGUGCUCACAGUGUGGAAAGAGUUUUAAUAUACAAAGUAAUCUCAAAAAACACCAGCGCAUUCACACUGGAGAUAAACUGUAUCAGUGCUCACAGUGUGAGAGAAGCUUCAAGUGCCUGAGUGCUCUCAAGAUACACCAGCGCAUUCACACUGGAGAGAAACUGCAUCAGUGGUCACAGUCUGGAAAGAGUUUUAAUGGACAGAGUAAUCUCAAAAUAAACCAGCGCAUUCACACUGGAGUGAAAGCGUAUCAGUGCUCACAGUGUGUAAAGAGUUUUAAUAUGAAGAGUGAGCUCAAAAAACACCAGCGCAUUCACACUGGAGAAAACCAUUAUCUGCUUCCGGAAUCAGAUACUAACAGAGUCUGUACUAGAUUGGAGGAAGUACGCAGCGCUUUCAGUACAGAAGUAACAACACCCCUACGUACUACGUCCGCCAUCUUACCAACGUCAAGUAAUGAUGUGAUGAGCUCAGGAGAAAUCAGGUGAGAAUCAGCUUCUCCAGGAGAGUC